UGGGAAAGAGAUAGUGGUCUGGAAAGAACAAACCAAACCCUCUUAUGCAGAGAUCUUGAAAGGAGAUCUUCCACAGCAUAAAGGGAUAGUAGACAUGGAGGUGGAUAUGGUACCUGGUCCGGGAAGGGAGGUGGAAGAGGAAAAGGGGCUGGGGGAAUUGUUAGUCGAUGAUUUGGUCGAUGGAGAUGUGGAAGGAGAAGGGGUUGGGGAGAGAGAAGACUCUGAAAUAAAGGAUUCGGAUCAGGGUGGGGAGGGGAUGGCUAGGGGGGAUAAGGAGGAAUUGAUUGUAGUAGUGGAAAAGGUUGUGGAAUUUGGGAAGGUGGAAGGGGUUGACGGGGGGCAAUGGGAGGUGAGCGAGGAGACACAGAAACGGGAUAGGGUGGGCAUGGAACAGGGGGACGAGGAUUCGGUGAAGGGAAAUGAAGGGAAAUGCAGCACGGGGGAUGGGUUGGGAGGAUGGGCUGGGAUUAAGGAGAAGGAAGUUUACUCAGAGUUAGAUCUCAGUGAAGAAGGUGAGGGGGAGCAGUCGGAUCCGAACGAAGAAAUGUUGGUAAGGAAGAUUAUGAGGGUCAAGGAUUCCUCAGGCCAUGAGGAGGUAGUGAGUGGAGUGGAGAGGGAAGAGGACGAGGAAAUAGGAGAGGAAGAGGGGUGGAGAGGGGCUGUACUUGAGUCGGAGGAAGAAGAUGAGAAUGAGAAGGAGGGAGGGGAGGAAGAAGAGGAUGAAGAAGACAUUCUAGGAAUAGUGGGGGAGACCAUGCAGGGGGAACACUCAGAAAGGAAUCCUGGGCCCUCCUUUGAAGGCUCACCUAUCCUGAACUCUAGGAGAACACUGACGCAUGUUGCACGGUUGGGCAGUUCUAAAGUUUAUUAUAAUGACAUGUUUGAUGGGGUGGAUGGGGAAAAGAGUCCCACUGUAGGGAAGGAAGACAAGGAUUCACUACUGUUCACAGGUAAAUCGAGAUGUCCUGUCCUGAAGGAGAUUGGGACUCCUGGGGGUUCCCCUUCUAAAAAGGCCAAAAGAAACGAUUCUACGGGGAGAGGAACCAUAGAGGAUGAACUGUUUGAAGUCUCCCCGGAGCUGGAGGUAAAGGGGGGUAUGUGGAUACAAUGGUUCUUACUAGAUUAUCCAUUAAUGAAGUAGCCAAAAUCCUGGCGAUCCCGGUUACAGAAGCUCCAUCAGAUAUCGAGGUAGCGGAACUGACAAAACGGCAUGUUCUACAUCAUACUGGUUCGGUGGCGGCUCUCCCCAUAAUGAAGCCUAGCCGAUACG
This is a messenger RNA of Chara braunii, 1270 nucleotides long. NCBI's taxonomy places the organism in Eukaryota, Viridiplantae, Streptophyta, Charophyceae, Charales, Characeae. The record is from the annotation of a GenBank genome assembly.